UCCCGGCGACGCGUCCGACGCGUCUGCGAGCCAGGGCUGCUGCAUCCUUCUGUCGGUCUGUCGGUCUGUCUUCGGCAGGCGAGGUCUGGGCUGGGGUGGAGGCCGAACGGUCCCCUCCCUCCCUCCCUUCCUCCCUCCUGGGAGUUAGCGGGGAAGGAACCAGCGCGGGGAGAUCACGGUCGCGAACACCAGUGGGGUGGGGCGUGCCCACGGCCCCCGCCCCUCCCGGGGGUCCGCCAGCCUCAGCUCCAGAGCAGCGAUCCCUGCGCUCCGCCCCCUUCCCUGAGAGAUCUGCGACCACUCGGGGCCGGCCAGGAGAGGGGACAGAGGUGCAGGGGUGAAGGGAGCCCCUACAGUGGAGCCGUCGGGAGGGGCGGAACCAAGUCACCCAGGAGCGAGACACGGGGUCUGGGACGCAGAGCUGAGCGCGCAGGGAGCAGCAGGCCAGGGCCAAAGCCUCCCGGGUGACAAGGCCCUGCGUGGCGGACAGAAGCAACCAGAGAAAAGCGGGGAAAGGCCGGACCUAGAGGGGGCAAGCGCCUCACUCCCGCACCUGCACCGAGGGGACCCAGGAACUAAGAGCACAUCCCCCACCUAGGACAGACAUUGCCUUGAGCGCAGCCCUGUGUGCAACAGCUGCGCUCUGCGGGAAGGGGUCCUUGCUGCUGCGUCUGGAUGGCCACCCAUCCCCCUAACCCAGGCCUCUAGGCCUUGGAGAGCCCAACUAGAAAAGAGGCCACACUCCUCGCCGCCCGACCUGGAGAGAGAGGACGACUCUUCCCCGGUGCUCCCAGGCCCAGGAGGAGCUGGGCCAGCAACAGUGGGACCUGGCCCCGCAGGCGGCAGCGGCCAUGUCACGGCCAGGCCAAGGUGUGAUGGUGCCGGUGAACGGGCUGGGCUUCCCGCCCCAGAACGUGGCCCGGGUGGUGGUGUGGGAGUGGCUCAAUGAACACAGCCGCUGGCGACCCUACACGGCCACCGUGUGCCACCACAUCGAGAAUGUUCUUAAGGAGGAUGCCCGGGGAUCCGUGGUCCUGGGCCAGGUGGACGCCCAGCUGGUGCCCUACAUCAUCGACCUACAAUCCAUGCAUCAGUUCCGGCAAGAUACAGGCACCAUGCGGCCAGUGCGACGCAACUUCUAUGACCCAUCGUCAGCUCCGGGCAAGGGCAUCGUUUGGGAGUGGGAAAACGACGGCGGCGCGUGGACGGCCUACGACAUGGACAUCUGCAUCACCAUCCAGAACGCGUACGAGAAGCAGCACCCGUGGCUUGACCUCUCGUCGCUAGGCUUCUGCUACCUCAUCUACUUCAACAGCAUGUCCCAGAUGAACCGCCAGACGCGCCGCCGCCGCCGCCUGCGCCGCCGCCUGGACCUGGCCUACCCACUCACAGUCGGUUCCAUCCCCAAGUCGCAGUCCUGGCCUGUGGGAGCCAACUCGGGUCAGCCCUGCUCCUGUCAGCAGUGCCUGCUGGUCAACAGCACACGCGCCGCCUCCAACGCCAUCCUGGCAUCGCAGCGCCGCAAAGCGCCCAUUGCGCCAGCAGCACCUCCAGCGCCCCCACCGCCCCCUCCACCGCUGCCGCCAGGAGGGCCCCCCGGUGCGCUCGCUGUGCGCCCCAGCGCCACCUUCGCCGGGGCCGCGCUCUGGGCCGCACCUGCCGCCGUCCCCACGGAGCCCGCGCCUCCUCCAGGAGUUCCCCCGAGGAGUCCCAGCGCCCCCAAUGGAGCGCCCACCGGCCAGAAUAACCUCAGCCGGCCAGGACCCCAGCGAGCCACCAGCGUCAGCGCACGCGCCUCCAUCCCGCCAGGGGUUCCGGCGCUCCCCGUGAAGAACUUGAAUGGCACCGGCCCUGUACAUCCAGCACUGGCAGGGAUGACUGGGAUACUGCUGUGUGCUGCCGGGCUGCCCGUGUGCCUCACACGAGCCCCCAAACCCAUCCUGCACCCGCCCCCCGUGAGCAAGAGCGACGUGAAGCCUGUGCCCGGAGUGCCCGGCGUGUGCCGCAAGACCAAGAAAAAACACCUCAAAAAAAGUAAGAACCCCGAGGAUGUAGUUCGGAGGUACAUGCAGAAGGUGAAAAACCCACCUGAUGAGGACUGUACCAUCUGCAUGGAGCGGCUGGUCACAGCAUCUGGCUAUGAGGGUGUGCUCCGGAACAAGAGUGUGAGGCCGGAGCUUGUGGGCCGCCUGGGCCGCUGCGGCCACAUGUACCACCUGCUCUGCCUGGUGGCCAUGUACUCCAAUGGCAACAAGGUGGGCCACAAGGACGGCAGCCUGCAGUGCCCCACCUGCAAAGCCAUCUAUGGAGAGAAGACGGGCACACAGCCGCCAGGGAAGAUGGAGUUUCAUGUCAUCCCACACUCGCUGCCCGGCUUUGCAGACACCCAGACCAUCCGCAUCGUCUAUGACAUCCCGACGGGCAUCCAGGGCCCUGAACACCCCAACCCAGGCAAGAAAUUCACCGCCAGAGGCUUCCCUCGCCACUGCUACCUACCCAACAAUGAGAAGGGCCGGAAGGUGCUGAGGUUGCUCAUCACCGCCUGGGAACGCAGACUCAUCUUCACGAUUGGAACAUCCAACACCACGGGCGAGUCGGACACCGUGGUGUGGAACGAGAUUCAUCACAAGACGGAGUUUGGUUCCAACCUCACCGGCCACGGCUACCCCGAUGCCAGCUACCUAGACAAUGUGCUGGCUGAGCUCACCGCCCAGGGUGUAUCUGAGGCCAUGGCCAAGGCCUGAGGCUCAAGUGGCCCGCCUUCCCUCUUGCUUUGCCCCUAGACAGGCACAUGCCUCCCUCCAGCAGGCGGGAGGAGCCUGAAGCACUAAGGGGACCUGGCCGGUGGCAGUGGGAGUGACAGGAGGACACCAGGCCAGCUGGCUCCAACCUGCGGCUCCCAGCAAGGGCAGCAGAGAUAGAACGGCCAGAGAGGGCGACCUCCCUAUGGAAAAGACGGAGCUUUGCCCUUCACGCCACACACACACACACAACACACGCACACACACGUGUCCUGUUGCACGCACGCGCUCACGCACGUACACCCACGUGCCUCUGACUUCCCCUAGUUUGGGGGGAAAAGAGACAGAAAGGCUCCCAUUGUCACAUCCUGUGGAUUCCACCUGUGUCUCCAUCACAUCUUCAUAGGCUGUGUCUCCUUCCCAGGACUUGGGUCAAGCACCGGGGAAGUGAGGAGUCUGCAAGGUUUUCAGGGGCCAGUCUGCCCCUUUGCCUCGUCCCUCUAACCCAUGUCAACUCUGCCACCCGCCCACUGGGCAUUGCAAGUCAAUGGGAUAGAAACCCCAGGUCACAGAGUAGUAUUUCCACAGGCCACUGGGGACGAGGCUGUCUUAUUUUGUGCUUGUGUCUAUUUAUCUUUCUGGGACCCCCUAACCUCUUCCUCCUGUGCCCAUCUCUAGACCUCUGUCUAUCCCAGGCAACGGCGUUGUUCUUGCCUUUGUACCAGCUUCUCCCCCACUAAACCGCUCCAGACACUGAGACCCAAAAGCUGUAGCUUCUGGCUUCAGGAGCGAGGGGAGGCCUUGUUCAAGCCCACGCAUUGAAAACGGAGAGCAGGCCGCAAAGCGUUAACUUCUCACGCCUUGGAAGGGGGCAGUGGGCGGCUGAUCUCUCAGGCCAACCAGAGGCCCGUUGCCCAGGCAACUCACCAGCUCCGCCUCUGAGGAUUGGCUGCUGGGAUGGAAGACGGCCAAGCUUUAAAGGGACGCCAGCGAUUGCUCUUUUGAAGAAAAAAAAAAAAUCUACCAGUCCCACUGUGGGUGGAGAAAUAAAUGGUCUUUCUCCUUGU
This is a messenger RNA of Microtus oregoni (creeping vole), 3808 nucleotides long. RefSeq names its product deltex E3 ubiquitin ligase 1 (gene Dtx1). The transcript is spliced from 10 exons. The record is from RefSeq and is a predicted model, not a curated record. Gene Ontology annotation, biological process: protein ubiquitination; Notch signaling pathway. Gene Ontology annotation, molecular function: ubiquitin protein ligase activity; zinc ion binding. Gene Ontology annotation, cellular component: nucleoplasm. NCBI's taxonomy places the organism in Eukaryota, Metazoa, Chordata, Mammalia, Rodentia, Cricetidae. The coding region runs from base 852 to 2744 and encodes 630 amino acids.